Cotesia congregata is the source of this 2013-nucleotide messenger RNA. NCBI's taxonomy places the organism in Eukaryota, Metazoa, Arthropoda, Insecta, Hymenoptera, Braconidae. The record is from the annotation of a GenBank genome assembly.
CCUCCUUCCCUAAUACGGAGUCGACGACGCCGGAUUGCCGGCCUACAACUCCCUCUACCUUUUUCUCGAUAUAUAUAUAUGUGCUCAGAUAUAGAAAUUCCCUCUUGUCCGCCGUUACGGUGUCAACUGUUCCACGCUUAUUUUUUAGACUUUUUUUCAUUUAUUCUUGGGUUCUCCUCCGCACUAGACGUAAAAAUGCCUUUCAAGCCAGUAGAACAUCCAAAAUGCCCCAAGUGCAGCAAAUCUGUAUACGCUGCGGAGGAACGCGUCGCCGGAGGACUUAAAUGGCACAAAAUGUGCUUCAAAUGCGGUCUCUGCAGCAAGUUGCUCGACUCGACAAACUGCUCGGAGCACGAGGGUGAGCUGUUCUGCAAAGUCUGCCACGCCCGUAAAUUCGGUCCCAAGGGUUACGGUUUCGGCGGUGGCGCAGGAUGCCUCUCGAUGGACCAGGGGGAGCACCUGCAGAGAGACGGUGACUUACGGGGCUCGAGCGCGGUUAUGGAGCCAAGGGCGAUAGCCAAAGCUCCUGAGGGCGAAGGAUGUCCAAGAUGUGGAGGAUUUGUGUACGCUGCUGAGCAAAUGCUUGCACGUGGACGACAAUGGCACAGGGAAUGUUUUAAAUGUGGCACCUGCUCGAAACGAUUAGAUUCCGUCAACUGUUGCGAAGGUUCUGACAAGGAUAUUUACUGCAAAGUCUGCUAUGGCAAGAAGUUCGGUCCAAAGGGUUACGGCUAUGGUCAGGGUGGUGGUGCCCUUCAGAGCGACUGCUACGCUAACGGGUGGGUUCAUAAUUGACAAAUACCAUUUAAAAGUUCAUUUUUUCAUUAUUAUUAUUAUUAUUAUUAUUUUGCAAAAAAAACUCAAAGGCAGAGCAAUGUCUGCCGGCUUAUUAUUGUCAUUAUUUUAUUACAUUAUUAUUAAGAUUAUUAUCAUUAUUAAUAAUAAUUAUUAUUUAUUUAUUACUAUAAUUAUAAAAUGAAUUAUAAUAAACAAAGGAUAGAAAUAUUUUGUUGGCUUCUCUGCUUAACAGCUUGCUAUCCGAAGAAAUUCGGGCCGCGGGGCAUUGGUCAUGCAGGACUUGUAUGGCUCGGGCUGCAGUGCGACAUUGAGGACGAUAACGAUGCAGCUCCUCGAACAAAAGUGAGUGAUACUGCAUCUAUACAAGCACCACCAGGAAAAGGGUGUCCUCGAUGUGGCGGCGUAGUCUUUGCGGCAGAGCAAGUUCUCGCAAAAGACCGCGAGUGGCACAGAAAGUGUUUCAAGUGCAAGGACUGCACUAAGACACUCGACUCGAUAAUAGCCUGUGACGGUCCUGAUAAGGAUGUUUACUGCAAAACCUGCUACGGCAAAAAGUGGGGACCCCAUGGCUACGGAUUCGCUUGUGGAUCUGGAUUCCUGCAAACUGACGGUCUUACAGAAGAAGAAAUCGCAGCAAGUAGACCAUUCUAUAACCCAGAUACAACUUCAAUAAAAGCACCAGCAGGUCAGGGCUGUCCCCGAUGCGGAGGAAUGGUAUUCGCGGCGGAGCAGCAACUUGCCAAAGGCACAAUGUGGCACAAAAAAUGCUUCAACUGUGCUGAAUGUCAUCGGCCUUUAGACUCGAUGCUCGCUUGCGAUGGACCUGACAAGGAGAUCCACUGUCGCUCGUGUUACGGCAAACUUUUUGGACCAAAAGGCUUUGGAUUUGGUCACACUCCAACUUUGGUAUCGACUAAUGGUGACGGCGCACCUUCUUUCAUUGACGCAAAACCGCAAACUGGAACAAAAAGCACCGACGGCCACGGGUGCUCACGUUGUGGCUACCCGGUUUACGCAGCCGAACAAAUGAUCUCCAAAGACAGACUUUGGCACAAACGUUGCUUCAGCUGUGGAGCAUGCCAUCGUUCAUUAGACUCGACAAAUCUAAACGACGGACCCGACGGUGACAUUUACUGUCGCGGGUGUUAUGGACGUAAAUUUGGACCACGUGGAGUUGGUUUUGGUAUGGGUGCUGGUACUUUAACGAUGGCUUAA